AUGGAUAUCUACUCUGUCGGUCCAAACGAAAAACAACACGACGCCAUCCCGGCUUCUCAAGACGACUCUACUAGCUUCGACGAAAAGAACACCAAGGGCCAGGUACAAGACGUCAAGAUUGCCUUCGUCGAGCAUACCACUCUUGAUGUCGAGAAUGAUGUUGGUGUGGUCAUGGACAAGGUCGAGGCUUUGACAGUCGCGGAAUGUCGCAAGCUCAUCGAAGAACUACUCGAGGAGCACACCUAUGACUACAACUUCUCUGCCUCACAGAAAGAUAAGCUCUGCCGUCUACUGGAGGGACCUGUCGACGGACAGUCCAUCGACGAAUGGGAACUCAUCCUCAAGAAACAAACAGCCAUCAACGUGUUUUACUCACCAUAUCCCGAGGUCCGCGCUGUCACACGUCCCGACGACGACGUCGACAUGCCUUGCGAAACCAUCAGAGCCCAUGUGAUAGGUCUUCUAUGGGCCUGUAUCGGACAAUUCAUCAACUCUCUGUUCAACUCUCGUUAUCCCAAUAUCACUUUGCAGUCAAGUGUCGCCCAGAUCCUGCUGUAUCCCUGUGGCAUGUUUGUCGCUUGGGCCUUACCAGACUGGGGUAUCACUAUGUUUGGCAAGAGACACUCAGUCAACCCUGGCCCUUGGACUUACAAAGAACAAGUGCUUUCGACUAUCAUCGUCAAUGUCGGACUUACUUCUGCAUACGUCUUCUGGAAUAUCCAGACACAGCAAGUCUACUACAAAGACAAGUGGUUGACGCCCGAGUAUGAAAUUCUUCUACUACUCUCUACUCAACUCAUGGGCCUUGGUUUCGCCGGCAUGCUUCGAAGAUUUGUUGUGUACCCUAUCCAUGCGAUCUGGCCGAGCAUUCUUCCUACCGUAGCUCUGAACCGCGCCUUGUUGGUCAAAGAGUCGCACGAAAAUAACAAUGGCUGGCGCAUGUCGCGUUACAAGUUCUUCUUCAUCUUCUUUGGCGCCAUGGCUGUGUACUUCUGGCUCCCGGAUUACCUAUUCCCUGCACUGAGUUACUUUGCCUGGAUGACAUGGAUCAAACCCAACAACUUCAACCUCGCUGCGGUGACAGGUUCACAGUUCGGCUUGGGCUUCAACCCAGUCUCAUCCUUUGACUGGAACAUUAUCUCGACAUACGCUUUCCCUUUGACAUGGCCUUUCUUCAGUCAGAUCCAACAGUACAUCGGGAUGGUGAUAGGUGGGUUGAUCAUCCUGGCUUCAUACUACUCAAACUUCAUGUGGACCGCUUAUCUGCCGAUCAACUCGUCGGGCAUUUUCGACAACACCGGCAACCCAUACAAUAUCACCAAAGUCAUGGUUGGUGGACGUCUGGACUACGAGGAAUACUCUAACUACUCUCCAGCUUUUUACAGUGCUGGAAACCUCGUCACCUACAGUGCGUACUUCGCAUUCUACACUCUGACCUUUGUAUUCAUCAUCCUCGACUUCUGGAGACCACUCGCUCAAGCCUACAAGCGAAUGGUCCAAGCCGCCUGGUCGCUUGUCAGGAACAUGACCUUGAAGGGUAAGCAAGCAAUUGCCUCGCUCGCAAGAGGGGACUUGAAGCAGUCGCUCCACCAUACUGCGCACCUGAUGGACAGUGAGGGCAGCGUCUACGACGGCUUCAGCGACCCUUUCACCAGGAUGAUGCGAAAUUACAAGGAAGUUCCGGAUUGGUGGUUCCUGGCCAUCGCUGCCAUUGCCUUUGCUUUCGCCAUCAUCAUUCUCAAAACAUAUGAUGCGCUACAGACGCCCGUGUGGACUAUAUUCUUUGUCAUCAUCUUGAACUUGGUCUUUCUGGUCCCGAUGAGUUAUCUUUAUGCAAUCUCGGGAACGACACAAGGACUCAACGUGGUGACUGAGCUCGUCGUCGGAUAUGCCUUGCCCGGUCGUCCAGAGGCACUGAUGUUUGUCAAAGCAUAUGGAUACAACAUUAAUGGACAAGCUGAUAAUUACACAUCAGAUCAGAAGAUGGGUUUGUACGCUAAGGUCCCUCCGCGUGCUAUGUAUCGCGGUCAACUCAUUAGUGCUAUCGUUACAUCCCUGGUUGCAUACGGAUGUGUCGACUUCGUGGACACUGAUAUCAAGGGUAUCUGUACACCAGAUCAGGCUGCCAAGUUCAAUUGUGCAAAUGGAUCAGAGGUAUACUUCUCCUCAUCUGUCGUUUGGGGAGCCAUCGGACCUGCUCGUAUUUUCGGCCAGUUCUAUCCAUUCAUGAAGUACAUGUUUCUACUGGGCUUCCUCCUUGCACUGGUCUGGUGGUCAGUCAAGCGCUAUGGAUCGUCUUUACGAAACGUCGCCCAGACGAGGCUUCCAUCUGCCAUCUUUGGCCCUUUGAACCUCCUCGUCUUCACACCCGUCUCCUGGCUCAGGGAUGUUCAUCCGUCUCUCAUCAUCAACGGCUUCCUUUGGUGGGCUCCGCUCAAUCUGACAUACUUCACCGGUGCCGUCUACUUGUCGUUUGGAUUCAUGUACUAUCUGAGGAGGUAUAAGACAGCCUGGUGGGAGAAAUACAACUACGUUCUGGCAGCUGCUCUUAAUGCUGGUGUAGCUUUGUCAGGAGUCAUCAUCUUCUUUGCCGUCCAGUACCACGCGGUGAAUGUGAACUGGUGGGGCACCGAAGUUACUUCACAAGGUGUUGAUGGAGGUGCUGGACAGCAAGCACUAAUCACCGAUUUACCUGCAAAGGGCUACUUCGGGCCUGAUUCUUGGAAAUGA
Messenger RNA from Aureobasidium namibiae CBS 147.97, 2730 nucleotides. Its product is annotated as oligopeptide transporter protein. Gene Ontology annotation, biological process: transmembrane transport. The coding region runs from base 1 to 2730 and encodes 909 amino acids. The record is from RefSeq and is a predicted model, not a curated record. Gene Ontology annotation, molecular function: oligopeptide transmembrane transporter activity. The transcript has a single exon. Lineage: Eukaryota; Fungi; Ascomycota; Dothideomycetes; Dothideales; Saccotheciaceae.